GUUGGGAACAGCUGCCAUCGAUGCCCUCGGCACGAGGGCGCUGCGCUGCUACGGCCGGCGAGGGACGCCUCUUCGUGCUAGGUGGCACGGAUGACAACUCUCGAGAGCUCGAUGCGGUGGAGUGUUUCGAUCCGAGUACUUGGACUUGGGAGGUCCUCCCUCGGCUUCCGACGCCGCGCUGUGGUUGCGCCGCCGCAGCCCUGAGUGGAGCCAUCUUCGUCGUCGGCGGCCGCCGAGACGGCGACAAGCUUGCCACAGUAGAGCGAUUUGAUCUGCGACUCGGUCUUUGGGAGUCCGUCCUCGCCCUGUCGGGGCCACGGGACGCCUGCGCCGCUGCGGCCCUGGGCGCGAGGCUCUACGUCUUCGGUGGCCGAGGUGUGGGUGUGGCCGGCAACCAGACCCUGGCAAGCGCAGAGUGCUACGACAUCAGAACGAACCAGUGGACCACCCUCCCAUCGAUGCCGCAGGCGACCUGCGGCUGCGCUGCUGCGGCAGCCGAGCGCUAA
Symbiodinium sp. CCMP2456 is the source of this 506-nucleotide messenger RNA. The record is from the annotation of a GenBank genome assembly. NCBI's taxonomy places the organism in Eukaryota, Dinophyceae, Suessiales, Symbiodiniaceae.